AUGUAAUCCUGAUGUGAGCAUACCACCACCAUUAAAUCAAUUAGUAAUAGAAAAUAUGUUAAGAUUACCUGGACUCAGUGCAGAUACAUUAUUACAAGCUGUUAAAGGAAAUACCUUUGAUCAUGUAUCAGCUAUAUACAAUUUACUUGUUGACCGGUUAGAACCAACAAUGCCUAAUUUACCCAGUAUCCAAAAUAUACCAGGUGAUUAUUUGCCAGAUGGUGCACAUCAAUUAGAAAAGUUUGGUGAAACUGAAGCUGAAACGGAAGAGAAAAGUAGUCUUUAUUUGCCAUCUGGAACUCCUUAUCAUACAACAAGAAGACAUACAGUUGGACCUGGUGAUGCGGUGCAUCAAUCUCCUUCAUCAUAUCCUUAUAAUCAUAUGUCAGGCUAUCAAACUUUACGGCCUCUUCCUAUUCUUCAAUGUAAUAUGGAUCCUCAAGUUUUACCACAUACCAAUUUACCAUUAAAUCUCCCCUUAGUUCAACAUCAACCGCCACAAAAUUUCCAAAUAAAGGAUCAACAUUUAUUGAAACCUCCUCCUGUAAUGGGUGCCAGUAAGUUUCAUAUUAUUGCAUGGAAGAUAUUUAAAUAA
Molecule: messenger RNA, 595 nt
Organism: Wasmannia auropunctata (little fire ant)
Lineage: Eukaryota; Metazoa; Arthropoda; Insecta; Hymenoptera; Formicidae
Product: serine/threonine-protein kinase SIK3 homolog
Exons: 2
Source: RefSeq, a predicted model, not a curated record